AUGUCAUCAUCGCUUCCCACAAUCACCCUUCGGCCUAUCUCUGGGCCUGAAGAUUUCCUAACCCUUGCCCGGGUUGAAAGCGACGCCUUCUACAACGACCCUUUUAGCAUCGUGGCAUUUGGUCCUCUACGUGCCUCAGAAGAGAAUCUUGCUCUGAGGGCAAAAGGCCUGGCCAAGACUUUAAAUGAUACCAAAGAUGAUAAGGGGAGGGAGAAGCAGUGGAAAUAUAUUCAAGCAGUGAAGAAGAUGGGCGACUGCCAGGGAGACGGCGAGGAGGUUGUGGGGUGGGCUUGUUGGUGUUUUGUUACCGGCAAGGGAGGUGCAACUGAACAGGGAAAUGGAAUAGAGAAAGAGAAGGAAGUUAAGGCGGGAACUGCUAUCAAAUCGGAGAAGGAAAAGCCAGAGCCGAAUCCAUGGGGUGUAAGUGCUAAUGCGAAAUUUUGUGAGGAUGUAUACUUGCCGAGUGAUCAGUGGAUGCUGGACAGUUGCGGGGGUAAUGAGUAUGUCAAAUUGUCCGCUCUUAUUGUGGCACCAGAAUAUCAACGAAAGGGAAUUGGGACUAUGUUGCUUGAGGCUGGGCUUAAGGAAGCGGAUGCUGGGGCCUUACAGUGCGUUCUAGGAGCUUCUCCGGAAGGUGAGGGCUUAUAUAGGAGGUAUGGCUUUAAGCAAGUAAUGAACAUGGAUCUGAAGUUGUGGGAAUAUGAAGGUGGCGAAGGAUUGGGGACUACGACGCACGGAGUUAUGCAUAGGCCAGCGAAGAAUGUCUGA
Molecule: messenger RNA, 768 nt
Organism: Venustampulla echinocandica
Lineage: Eukaryota; Fungi; Ascomycota; Leotiomycetes; Helotiales; Pleuroascaceae
Exons: 2
Coding region: 1-768 (255 amino acids)
Molecular function (GO): acyltransferase activity, transferring groups other than amino-acyl groups
Source: RefSeq, a predicted model, not a curated record